Menidia menidia (Atlantic silverside) is the source of this 5597-nucleotide messenger RNA. The record is from the annotation of a GenBank genome assembly. Lineage: Eukaryota; Metazoa; Chordata; Actinopteri; Atheriniformes; Atherinopsidae.
CACACUGAACCCGUGAAAACUCAUUCAUCAUGCGCUUGAUCCUAAUCAACCCAGGCGUUUUCUAUGCGCGCCAAAGAGGGACGAGUAGCCUGUCUAAUGGAUUGUAAUGUCACUCUGACACAGUUAGUAAUAUAUUUAUGCACGUAUAGUCGCAAUAUCAGCUUGUGAACAUUUCUAAAUCGAUCGACACUUUUCCUGCGUGGUGUAAUGGGAACUAUCUUCUCGUGGUAUGGCAGGGACACGGAGGUCAGACGAACGUUGGGCUGUCAACAAUAAUGUCCGCGUAAAACAAGCCUGCUGCCGCUCUGACAGCUGCCUGAUCAUAUUGGAGCUGUGAGCAACUUGAAACAUGCCAGGGAAACUCAAGGCCAAAAUUGUGGCCGGUCGCCACCUGCCUGUGAUGGACAGAGCCAGUGACCUCACCGACGCCUUUGUAGAGGUCAAGUUUGGAAAUACAACUUUCAAGACAGAUGUUUAUCCCAAGUCGCUUAAUCCUCAGUGGAACUCAGAGUGGUUCAAGUUUGAGGUUGACGAUGAAGACUUGCAGGACGAGCCUUUGCAGAUUACAGUAUUGGAUCAUGACACUUACAGUGCUAACGAUGCCAUAGGGAAAGUUUACAUUGACAUUGACCCGCUGCUGUGUACUGAGGCCGCCUCCGUCAUCUCUGGCUGGUUUCCAAUCUAUGAUACCAUUCACGGGAUACGAGGAGAGAUUAAUGUUCUCGUCAAAGUGGAGCUCUUCAACGACUUGAACCGCUUUAGACAGUCCUCGUGUGGAGUCAAGUUUUUCUGCACUAUGUCCAUUCCACGGGGCUAUCGGGCAGCCACGGUGCAUGGGUUUGUGGAGGAACUGGUGGUGAACGAAGACCCAGAGUACCAGUGGAUAGACCGUAUUAGAACUCCUCGGGCUUCUAACGAAGCUCGUCAAAGGCUUAUCUCUCUCAUGUCUGGAGAGCUACAGAGGAAAAUAGGGCUUAAGGUGUUAGAGAUGGGUGGGAAUGCAGUGGUGGGCUACUUGCAGUGUUUCGACCUGGAGGGAGAGUCGGGCUUGGUGGUCCGGGCAAUAGGUACCGCCUGCACGCUGGAAAAAGUCAGCUCUGGAAGCCUCCUGAACACACACACCCACCCUAACACAGCCCCGGCUUCCAAUGCCUGCAAUUCUCCUUCUAAAGAUGGAAAGGAGUCUCCCCUUGCCCACGGAUGCCGCUCCACCCACAACAGCCCAGUGCAUUCGGCCUGCAGCUCCCAGAGACUGUCCCAGAACUUCUCUAUCUCUGUUCCCACACUCAUCUUCACCGGUACGCACAGGCAGGGAAGCCAAUCAGCGCAGGGGAACGGCCGAAAAAUUGCCAAAUGUUGGUACUGGCCUCAAAUUGUUCCUCCGGACAGUCAGAUUCCCAUCUGCGCGGCAUUGCCGGUAUUUGGUGAGGACCUGCCCUCGUCCUCCGGCCCUCCCACCCCUUUCAGAGCCCUCCCCACCUCCUCCUCCUCUCCUCCCCCCUUCUCUCCCUCCAAGCCAUGCAGCCGUCAGUCCUCAUCAUCAGACACAGACCUCAGUUUGACGCCCAAGACGGACACUCUGUCCCUUCCUGGUUCUGGCUCAGUGGGCUGUGGUCUUGGCUCUGUCCCCAGAGCAACCACCCCGCUCCCUCCCUCCUUCACCCACUCAGACUCUGCCUUGCUGAGAAAGAGCGUGUCCUUCACAGAGGACCUGCUGCUGGCAGCCUCCGGAAUGGGCAGUGGGGGCAGUGCGGGGAAGGAGGCGGGGCCCCUGAAGACGCUGCUGAGACAGCAGACGCAGACAGCUCUGGAGCAGAGGCAGGAGUUUCCCUUCUUCACCUUGAAGUCUUUUCCACCCAGUUUUCUGGUUCAUGUCGGCGGAGUGGUCAGCGCUCGCUCCGUCAAAUUACUGGACCGAAUACAUAACCCUGCCUUGGGUAACACGCGCUCAUACAAACUGCUAGACUGGAAUAGUGUCACUGCAGACGAGCCAGAGACUCGUGAUGCUUGGUGGGAGGAGAUUCGUCAGGAGAUCAAAUCUCAUGCCAAAGCCCUCGGUUGCCAUGCUGUUGUAGGGUACAGUGAAAGCACCAGCAUCUGUGAAGAAGUGUGUAUACUGUCGGCGUCGGGCACAGCAGCCAUUCUGAAUCCUCGAUACAUGCGUGAAGGCUGCCUUGACAUAAGCAGCACUGACCACAGGUUUGAGGAGCCAUCACCCCCAACCUGUGGCUUCUGUCACAUCCCAUACGAUGAGCUCAACAUGCCAUUUCCUGCCCAGCUCACCUACUGUUACCACUGCAGGCGGCAGAAGGUUCCUGAUGUGCUGUUCACAACAAUCGACCUGCCACCAGAAGCAGCGGUGACAGGGAAAGGCUGCCUUAUUCAGGCCAGACUAUGUCGUCUGAAGAAGAAAGCCCAGGGGGAGGUCAAUGCGACAGUCAUCUCCAACUUGUUGCCUUUCAUGGAAUACGAGUUGCACACUCAGCUCAUGAAUAAACUUAAGCUGCGCAGCAUGAAUGCCCUGUUUGGUCUACGCAUACAGAUCAGUGUUGGCGAGAACAUGCUCCUGGGUCUGGCUUCUGCUACAGGAGUUUACCUGACGGCUCUGCCUGCACCAGGAAGUAUUCAGAUUGCUGGGAAGACUCCUGGUGACCUAAGCAACGAGCAGCAUCUGUUGACCAUUCAGAGGAGGAUCAACGACGCCAUAGCAAAGAACAAAGAGCUCUAUCAAAUAAAUCCUCCGGAGCUGACAGAGGAGGGGGUGGGUUCCCCCAUCCCAGAGCCCAGGCAGCGGUCUAGACUUUUCCGCUCCCACUCAGAAAGCUCUGAUGAAUUAUCAGAACUGGAUCUGUCUCAUGGCAAAAAGGACGCCUUUGUCCUGGAGAUCGAUGACACUGAUGCUGUGGAGGACAUCCACUCCCUCCUCACUGAUGCAAAUCCUCCCACAGGAUUCUACAGCUGCAAUACAGAGAACAUGCCUGGGAUUUCUAACUGGACUUCUGGAAUACAGAUGUUUACGUCGGUGAGGGUUUUGAGGUUGAGCAAUACCAAUCUAACUAACCAAGGCUUAAAUAAGAUCUUCACUGACCUUUGUGAGAAUCUGCUAAAGAGUUUUUACUUCAAGUUGCGCUCGAUGGUUCCCUGCUGUCUUUGUCAUCUCAACUUCACCGUGGCAGUGCCAGAAGAAGAGCUCGUUCAGGUUGCAGUGACAGCGGUUGCCAUGACGUUUGAUAAGGAUCAGACUCAGGAAAAGCCAGCCGAGAAGCCUGUCCCCAAAGCAUUAACCAGAAUGAUAUGUCAUUUAAUCAAGCAGUCGGACGUGUUUGAUUGUGCAUUUAUUUAUUUUCUUGUAGGCUCUGAUACUGAUGAGCAGCUGCAGUUUCCCCUGGAGUUAUGUGCCGAAUCAUCAUCAAUCAACUCUCAGCCAUCUUCCAAAAUCUCAGGUGUCCCAGAGAGUACAAAUAUCUCCGCGAGAGUCUCAUCUCUGGAGCACUGCAGCCCGCUGCCGGAGGGACGCUCCCGCUCGCUGCGCUCCAGCCGCUCGUUUGGAGGCAGCUCGGUGACGGUGGUGAAGAUGACGCCGCUCUCUUUCCUCCCUGGGACACGCAUCAUCAAAUACCUCGGGAUCAUCAACAUGUUCUUCAUCAGAGAAACGACCUCCUUACGAGAGGUGAUGUAUGACGAAGGCUGGACACUUUGCCAGAAUCAUCUCGAACAAGGUCUGCGUUUCUUAAUGAGACACGUUCGCCCUCUGCAGGAAGGCGGAGUCAGUGGCUUUCUCCAUUCAUUCAUCGCAGAAGUGUUUGCGAUGGUUCGAGCCCACGUGGCGGCUCUGGGUGGCAAUGCAGUGGUGUCCUACAGCAUGAAGGACUGUGUUUUAAUGGAGAAUCCAAACAAGAACCAGGCGCAGUGUCUCAUUAAUGUGAGUGGAGAUGCAGUUAUCUGUGUCAGGGAAACGGACCAGGACUCCAUGGCCUCAACAACAACUAUUGGACACUCUUGUAGUAGCACAACCGAUGUGACCACAUGACAGUAAAAUGCAGGUUCUGCCAGCAGGAGGCAGAAUCUAAGUGUCCACACUCUAAGGUCUAGCCGUCCAAAUCUGCAUGAGUUUAUGUUUGCCUUAAAUUCUCUAACAGAUCCAUAUGUUUGGUCAUAUAUAAAUUAAAAAAAACUAGCAAAAUACUAAUGCACUGAACAACACACCGGCUGGAUUACCAAACAGCUGUGUUUGCUUCUCUGUAUGUUUGAAGACACUUUGCUUUGAAGAGACUAAUGCAGGUCCAAGAGUCUUUCAAACUUAUUAGGCCAAAGGACCCCGUCUUUCUGACCCCUUGCUUUGUAUUCCAGCCGUCCACACUUGGGGUCACCCAUAGCUACACUGCACUGGCCAUCCCUGUGCAUUUUGGCUUGAGUGAGGCAGCUAAAAGUAAUUUGUCCAUCCACAGAUGAUAGACAUAAUUGAAAUGGUCAUGUAGAGAUGUCAGUACAGUCAAAUUCAUACAGUGUUCCACUCUGAUACAGAAUAACUCCUUCAAGGGAAGAACCUGAAUUUCAACAGAAGGACAGGAAAGAUAGUCUGGUAUGGAUAUUCAGAUGCUUGAUUCCAAAAAUCCACGGUAAACCUGUGAUCCAUCUUCUGUUAAUGCUGAAAGUUAGCUGCUGGUGUCUGUUUUUAAUGUCUCUUACAUCGAAAUUUGACAUUGACUUGGUUAUGGAAUGGUCUUCCUAAUUACUGUCAGUACUUUUGAAAGGCAGUAACCUAAAGAUUCCAAGUAUCAAAUAAUGACUUAAUAUGCGUUUGAAUUUGGGCAGUGUCAAGUUACUUUCAUCUGUCAAAAAUGUCCCAAAUUACAGACUUAACAUGCAUACACUUUUCUAGAGAAUUUCCCGUUUAAUACAUUUAGAGACCUGUACUUUAUUUUAUAGAUUUCUACUUUUUUUCCAAUUAUGGAAUAGAAACUUUAAGUGGCAAGAUUCAUAUUGCUUUUCAUAACUUCCUAUUAAACUGGAGAAAGUGAGCAAAUGGUGAUGGGUUUAACAUUAAGUGAAAACAAAGAAAGAAGUUAUGUCGUAUGGGGCGGUCUGCUCAGAUCUUUCACGAGGGGGAUGCUUCAUGGGAUAAAGUUAUCUUUAGCUCCAAAGCUACUCGGCUUCACUUGCUAUUGUAGGAUCAGCUCAUCCACAUCUUAAUCCAUCUUGCUCCUGGUGUCAAAUUUCACAUUGCCAAGCUUCAGCACUUUGGCUUUGACACUAACCUAACUGCUGAUCUUUCCGUCUCUGUUGGAAGAAACAUCUUCUAGUGUUGGUGUCACCAGAAAAUAAAUGUGUAAAUGUUGUCUAAAGUCAGAUUUUAGGUAUUUUUGUAGCAAACCAUUCAUGAUUCACAAGAGUUUAUGGGGGGGGGGGGCUGUAUGUUGGAGAUUUAGUGGUACUCUAAUCUGUUUGUGUAAUCAGAUGUUUCCUAUAAUUGUCUAAAACUUGAAUGUAAAUAUUUGGAUGCUUUUUGAUCAGAUGCAUGCAGACCCACCUUUUGAUUGCCAUGAAUCUGUAUGCUUGUCUGUUAAAUUGCACAAUAAAAUGAAGCCAAAAAUAAA